Molecule: messenger RNA, 372 nt
Organism: Olea europaea var. sylvestris
Lineage: Eukaryota; Viridiplantae; Streptophyta; Magnoliopsida; Lamiales; Oleaceae
Product: glycine-rich RNA-binding protein-like
Exons: 1
Coding region: 1-372 (123 amino acids)
Source: RefSeq, a predicted model, not a curated record
AUGAGAUCACUGUCUCCUGCGUCCAGACACCUCCCACGUGGAUCAGCUGCAUGUAGACAGAGUGCUUCCAUUGAUGAUAUGUUCCGACUUAUGAUGGAGAUCAGAGACGACGUAGCUCACUUACGAAGCAAAGUAGUUGACUUACGAUGUGAUGUCAGGAUGGUACAGGUCGGUUUAGGAGACUUUUAUACUGAGGUCGUAGCGAUACGAGGCGACAUAGUAGGCUUGCGUGGGACUAGUGAGUAUCGAGAUGGAGUGGGUGGCGGAGGGACAGGCGGCUAUCAGGACGGAGAGGGUGAUGGAGGAACAGGUGGCUAUCGGGACGGAGGGGGUGACGGAGGGACCGGUGGUUGUCAGGGUCGAGGAGGUUAG